Molecule: messenger RNA, 444 nt
Organism: Trypanosoma conorhini
Lineage: Eukaryota; Euglenozoa; Kinetoplastea; Trypanosomatida; Trypanosomatidae
Exons: 1
Coding region: 1-444 (147 amino acids)
Source: RefSeq, a predicted model, not a curated record
AUGACGCGCCAUAAGGCACUUGAGUUGAGGUGGGUGCCGGGUGAUAAACCGGCUGCGAUGGAAGUGCGGCUGAUGACACACCGGGCGGAAGAGGUGAGAAAGGCAGCUUAUAUCCGCUUCCGCCGUACGACUGCGGGGCAAGUGAAGGAGGGCAAUAAGCUUGAGAAGGCGCAGCCGUGGCGGGCGCAUGAGUGGCCGCCUCAAACGGCUGCAUCGGUGGUGGUGGUGGUGGUGGUGGUGGCGGCGGCGGUGGUGGUGGUGGUGGCGGCGGUGGUGCGGUUGCAUUCAUACCAAAUGGAUCUUGCUGCAUCCAAACCGGUGGCGGUGGUGGAUCGCUCGGUGGCGGCGGAGGCACAUAGUUCGAGACUCCGUGACGCUGUUGCUGCUGCCGAGGUCUCGUGUCGAAGAGUUCAUCCAAGUCGAAGUUCAUCCAGCGUGCGGUGA